AUGUCCUCCUACAGUUCCUCGCAGGUCGCAGAACCUAAAGCAAACCCUUGUUUCAACUACCAAGCACCAAUACCAAAUAAUACAGGAAGAAGAGACGGAUAUUUGAUCUUGCCAAACUUCGACACAUCCACUGGCCCAGUCAACCAAAAGUUGGCCAUUAUAGAAAACUCAGAAUGCCCAGAGCUACUCAAAGUAGCAGGUCACACCAGCAAAGUAGAAGAUGGUGCUGCUUGUUGCCAUGAGAUGUUUUUCAACCAGCCAUAUUAUGUUGCAUCAGGACCCGAAGACAAAAAUCCUGUUUUUACCGCGCAAUAUUUCGGAGAGAACGAUGUCAAGAAUGUUACAUCCGCGUACGAAGCCAUGAAAGAGGCUCGCGAGAUAGCACACAGAAAGAGCGCGGAUCCAAACUCCCAAGACGAUAUUUCGGAAUUUGAGCAGCGAAUGGUGGGUAACUCUAAAAAGAAGAUUCUUAAAAGAAGAGCAUAUGUCCAAGGCUUUACAAUCACACAGCAGCAGGACGCGAUCUGUGCCGCGCCGGUAAACGCAGCGAUAAUUGAACAUGCCGAAUUCACUGGAAAACUCAAUCAGCUGGUCGCGAUAGCUGCUGGCCGUCUUCUAGCAAAUUGCGCGCCUAAAGAAGUGUUGGACCGCCUUGCCAAACAGGCAGAGUCUGCUAUCCCUGUUACGUUCGGGCAUGAAGAUAACAAAUUCUUCUCAACUGUCCAAUACAAUUACUCCGGGGUAGAGAUUGCUUCUUUAGAGAUGAGCCUUGGUAAUUUCGGCGCUCUACAUAUCGAUGGAAAUGACGACUCAGCAAUGUGGACAGUGCUAUUAGUAUUGUCAAAUAUACCCGAGAGCUACUGGCCUGGCCGGACAUUUAUAUCUUCGCUUCGGAUAUAUGCGACAAUGGGGCCGAUGACUGCAUUAGUAUUCAAGGCGGUUCAUCCACAUAUCAGUUUGGGACCAAUUCCCAUGGGCGAGUCUAAGCGUCUGCGGUAUGCAUACCUGCCAGACAAAACCCAUAUAAUGGACCCCGUACUCUAUACUCAAAGUAGGUUAGUGGCCGUAUGCUACCCUAAGAAACCAGUCAUCCGCGAAACACCCGCUCUGCUCCGUCGCUCGACGCCAAAAGUCCUUCGAACAAUCAAAGGGGUUCGCAGCAGCCUGCCAGAAGCACAUCCAGUAGCAAUUGCGGCUUUCGGAACCUUGAGGAAUCAGAUGGAGUUUUUGGCAAGAUUAGAAGCUCAUGAUAAGGUUAAUAUGAAGCGCAUUAAUCCAUCUUUGAAGAUACCCACGGCAGACUUAUUUGUGCAGCUGUGGAGCUGGGAGGAGAAUGGUGUUACUAUGACACCAAGAGUUUCCCGAAUUCAGGCUUUUGAUGGCAAUAAGAAAACGGAAACUAAUUGGGUAUCUACCGAAAAUAUUGGGUCAACAUUUGUUCAUUUGGAUCCCCUCGCAUCGACUGCUGCUAAGCCUCUUGAAGAAUUCAACAAAUGGGCCAAGAAGACCAACAAUCUUCCAACAAUCAAGCGAAACUAUGGCAAGCUUCCCUACCUAUGUCCCAACUGCGAACUGAGAUUUUCUUCCAAAUCAAGAGUUAAAAUUCAUCACAAUCUUGCACACAUGUACACAUAUGAGUGGCAAAUGCCCCAGCCAUCAGUUGAUCCAGCCCAUCAAGAGAGGGAUAGCGAGUUUGACGAAGAAGGAGAAGAACAACUUGCAGAAGAGGCUGAUCUAGAGGGUGAGGAAUAUUCGGAGGAAGAGGGACCUGUUGCGAAAAAGAGAAAGAGAGAAAGCGUCAAGAGAAGCUAA
This is a messenger RNA of Botrytis porri, 1812 nucleotides long. RefSeq lists its product as uncharacterized. The transcript is spliced from 3 exons. NCBI's taxonomy places the organism in Eukaryota, Fungi, Ascomycota, Leotiomycetes, Helotiales, Sclerotiniaceae. Bases 1 to 1812 code for a protein of 603 amino acids. The record is from RefSeq and is a predicted model, not a curated record.